Molecule: messenger RNA, 939 nt
Organism: Ochotona curzoniae (black-lipped pika)
Lineage: Eukaryota; Metazoa; Chordata; Mammalia; Lagomorpha; Ochotonidae
Product: olfactory receptor 1A1
Exons: 1
Coding region: 1-939 (312 amino acids)
Biological process (GO): G protein-coupled receptor signaling pathway
Cellular component (GO): membrane
Molecular function (GO): olfactory receptor activity; G protein-coupled receptor activity
Source: RefSeq, a predicted model, not a curated record
AUGAGUAGAGAAAACCAGUCCUCUACCCUGGAUUUCAUCCUCCUGGGAAUCACUGGUCAGCAGGAACAAGAAGACAUCUUCUUCAUCCUCUUCCUCCUCAUUUACCCCAUCACAUUGAUUGGAAACACACUCAUCAUCCUGGCCAUUCGCUCUGACACGCGCCUGCACAACCCCAUGUACUUUCUGCUUGCCAACCUCUCCCUUGUUGACAUCUUUUUCUCCUCUGUAACCAUCCCUAAGAUGUUGGCCAAUCAUCUCCUGGGGAGCAAAGCCAUCUCCUUUACAGGAUGCCUAACACAGAUGUAUUUCAUGAUCGCCCUGGGUAACACCGACAGCUACAUCUUGGCUGUGAUGGCCUAUGACAGGGCUGUAGCCAUCAGCCGCCCACUUCAUUAUACAACAAUUAUGAGCCCGUGCUCUUGUGUGCUGCUCAUUGCUGGGUCUUGGGUGGUUGGAAACACCAAUGCUCUCCCUCACACUCUGCUCACAGCACAUCUGUCCUUCUGCGGCAACAGGGAAGUGGCCAACUUCUACUGUGACAUCACCCCUUUGCUGAAGCUUUCCUGCUCUGACAUUAGCUUUAACGUCAAGAUGAUGUAUCUAGGGGUUUGUGUUUUUUCAGCACCAUUGCUCUGCAUCAUUGUCUCCUACAUUCGAGUCUUUUCCACAGUCUUAUGGGUUCCUUCCACGAAGGGUAUCCUGAAAGCUCUCUCGACCUGCGGCUCCCACCUCACAGUCGUCUCUCUGUACUACGGGACAGUCAUGGGCAUGUAUUUCCGCCCCCUGACCACUUACAGCCUGAAGCACGCAGUGAUCACUGUGAUGUACAUGGCAGUGACCCCAAUGUUAAAUCCUUUCAUCUACAGUCUGAGGAACCGGGACAUGAAGGCUGCUCUGGGAAAGCUCGUCAGCAAGAGAACCUCGGCCCAGUCACUGUGA